GCAUGCGCUGUAACUGAUUAUGCCGCCAUUUUGUGAAGCAGGGGUUUGGAGAGAUUAAACGGCGAGCUGGUUAUCGUCUGGCGCCUCCGUUCUCGUCUCUCGCAGGUUGUCUAUUCUGGAUCCUUCGAAUCUGUCCAAAAAGCAGAAAAAAUCAGAGAAAAAGCUGCUCUAGGGAGUUCGUCAAAAUGGAAGGAGAGAUGGCAGAAGCCAUUGUUGAAGAUUCUGAGUCCUUCAUGAAAAGAAAAGAAACAAAGACUUAUCAGAGGCGAAGAGAGGGUGGGGCAGAUGAAGAUGGUUUUGUCAUGGUGCAGAGUCAGACAGAUGUGAAUGAUGUGUCCAGUGAUGUUAAUAGCAAUGUUCAGAUGGUUAUGAUGGAGCAGCUUGAUUCUACUAUACUUCAGAUGAAAACUGAAGUCAUGGAAGGCGUAGUUCCUCAAGAAGGUGAUUCUUCAGUGGAUGACACACAGAUUAUAACAUUGCAAGUCGUUAAUAUGGAGGAACAGCCAAUAAAUUUAGGAGAACUCCAGCUUGUUCAGGUCCCAGUAGCUGUUCCUGUUGCAGCUACUUCUGUGGGCGAGCUUCAUGCAGCAUAUGACAAUGAGGUGGCAAAAGAAGGUCUGACUGAAGGAGAACCCAUGAUUUGCCACACCCUGCCUCUUCCAGAGGGUUUCCAAGUUGUUAAGGUUGGUGCAAAUGGUGAAGUAGAAACAUUAGAACAAGCAGAACUUCAAUCACAAGAAGAGUCAACAUGGCAGAAGGAUCCAGAUUAUGCACCACCCAUCAAAAAAACUAAGAAAAUAAAGAAAAGUAAACUGCGCUACACAGAAGAAGGGAAGGAUGUUGAUGUUUCAGUUUAUGACUUUGAAGAGGAACAGCAGGAAGGAUUGCUCUCUGAAGUUAAUGCUGAAAAGGUUGUUGGGAAUAUAAAGCCCCCUAAACCAACAAAAAUUAAAAAGAAAGGUGUCAAGAAGACUUUCCAGUGUGAACUUUGUAGUUACACAUGUCCUAGACGUUCAAAUCUUGAUCGUCAUAUGAAAAGUCAUACUGAUGAACGACCUCACAAAUGCCACCUAUGUGGUCGAGCAUUUAGAACAGUUACCUUGCUUAGGAACCAUCUCAAUACCCAUACAGGUACUAGGCCUCAUAAGUGCCCAGAUUGUGACAUGGCCUUUGUGACAAGUGGUGAAUUGGUCAGACAUCGCCGUUACAAACAUACUCAUGAGAAACCUUUUAAAUGUUCCAUGUGUGAUUACGCCAGUGUUGAGGUAAGCAAGUUGAAGAGACAUAUCCGUUCUCACACUGGAGAGAGGCCUUUUCAGUGCAGUUUGUGCAGUUAUGCUAGUAGAGACACCUACAAACUGAAACGACAUAUGAGAACUCAUUCAGGUGAAAAGCCAUAUGAAUGCUAUAUUUGCCAUGCACGCUUUACUCAAAGUGGUACAAUGAAAAUGCAUAUAUUACAGAAGCACACUGAGAAUGUUGCUAAAUUUCACUGUCCCCACUGUGAUACAGUUAUUGCAAGGAAAAGUGAUUUGGGUGUGCAUUUACGUAAGCAGCAUUCCUUCAUUGAACAAGGCAAGAAGUGCCGGUACUGUGAUACGGUCUUCCAUGAGCGUUAUGCCCUCAUACAGCACCAGAAGUCUCACAAAAAUGAAAAAAGAUUCAAAUGUGACCAGUGUGAAUAUGCUUGCAGACAGGAACGUCACAUGAUAAUGCACAAACGUACCCAUACUGGAGAGAAACCAUAUGCAUGCAGCCAUUGCGACAAAACGUUUCGUCAGAAGCAGCUUCUGGACAUGCAUUUCAAGAGAUAUCAUGAUCCUAGCUUUGUUCCUGCUGCAUUUGUGUGUUCAAAGUGUGGAAAAACCUUUACGCGAAGGAAUACAAUGUCAAGGCAUGCAGAUAAUUGCACUGGCCCUGAUGGUACAGAUGGCGAAAAUGGUGGGGAUGCUGAGGCAAUACAUAAGAAAGCAAAACGUGGACGCAAGAGAAAGAUGCGCUCCAAAAAGGAAGGCUCGACUGAUAGUGAGGAUAAUGCAGAUCCAGACUUUGAUGAUGAAGAUGACGAAGAGGAGGAAGAUGAACUUCCAGUUGAGAUAAUAGAUCAUGAAGCAGAACAGUCACUAACUUCACUAUCCCCUCCUGCUAAGAAACGCAGAGGAAGGCCACCCGGAAAGACUAAUCAGCUGAAACAAACUGCUACAGUUAUUCAAGUGGAGGAUCAAAGUACAGGAGAAAUUGAAAACAUCAUAGUACAAGUGAAGAAAGAAACUGACAUGGAAGCAGAAGUAGUAAUAGAUGCUCCACCAACUGUUCCUACAGUUGAAGCUCCAAAUGGAGAUCUCAGUACUCCAGAGAUGAUAUUUAGCCUGAUGGACCGGUGAUGAAUAAAAGAUUUUUUUGGCUUCUGAUUGAACUGGCAGGGGCUGUGUUUAAAUGGCUCAUUUCUAUUUUAUGGGAAAUGUUUUAUUUUUGUUUCUCUUUUUGUUAAUUUAGCUUUCAGUAAAUUUUAAGGACUUUUACUGAACCGGUUAGGCGGAAAGAUGGUAAUACACAUUGGCUGUCUAAGGAUGUGGUCUUCAGUAUAUAAAAAAAAAAGUGAA
Bufo bufo (common toad) is the source of this 2603-nucleotide messenger RNA. RefSeq names its product CCCTC-binding factor (gene CTCF). Bases 186 to 2384 code for a protein of 732 amino acids. Gene Ontology annotation, molecular function: RNA polymerase II transcription regulatory region sequence-specific DNA binding; DNA-binding transcription factor activity, RNA polymerase II-specific. NCBI's taxonomy places the organism in Eukaryota, Metazoa, Chordata, Amphibia, Anura, Bufonidae. The transcript has 11 exons. The record is from RefSeq and is a predicted model, not a curated record. Gene Ontology annotation, biological process: regulation of transcription by RNA polymerase II. Gene Ontology annotation, cellular component: nucleus.